AUGUCCAAGUUGACCUUCGCACUCUUUGCUCUCGUUGUUGCUAUUGUUGGAUGUAGUGCUCAACCCAUUGAAGAUCUUACCACUAUGCAACCCAAAAACGAACAAGAAGAAGCCGUCACUGAAGAGAUCGAAGGGACAGAGGCUCCUGGAAGUGAAAAAGAUGAUGAGGAAGACGAAAGCGAUGAGGAGAGUGAGUCCAAAGACAAAAAUGACAAAGAGGACAAAGAUGAGGAAGAAGACAAAGAUGUGAAAGAAAGCAACAAUGAGGAAGAGGACAAAGAUGAAGAAGGAGGCAAAGAUAUGCAAGAAAACAAAGAUGGGGAAGAAGGCAAAGAUAAGCAAGAAAACAAAGACGAGGAAGAAGACAAAGAUGUUCAAGAAAGCAACUAUGAGGAAGAAGACAAAGAUAAAGAAGGAGGCAAAGAUAUGCAAGAAAAUAAAGGUGAAGAAGGAGGCAAGGAUAUGCAAGAAAACAAAGAUGAGGGAGAAGGCAAAGAUGAGGAACAGAUUUAG
Molecule: messenger RNA, 513 nt
Organism: Rodentolepis nana
Lineage: Eukaryota; Metazoa; Platyhelminthes; Cestoda; Cyclophyllidea; Hymenolepididae
Source: the annotation of a GenBank genome assembly